Bicyclus anynana (squinting bush brown) is the source of this 5641-nucleotide messenger RNA. Its product is annotated as angiomotin-like protein 2. The record is from RefSeq and is a predicted model, not a curated record. The transcript is spliced from 18 exons. Gene Ontology annotation, cellular component: plasma membrane; bicellular tight junction; cytoplasmic vesicle. NCBI's taxonomy places the organism in Eukaryota, Metazoa, Arthropoda, Insecta, Lepidoptera, Nymphalidae. Gene Ontology annotation, biological process: actin cytoskeleton organization; regulation of cell migration. The coding region runs from base 267 to 2996 and encodes 909 amino acids.
CAACUCCCUGAACAAUAUUUUUAUUAUUUCUCUGUGAAGUUUCUAUCAAAUGAAAAAAAAUUGUCCUCGUAAAAGUAAAUUAUUUUCGAUUUAAUUUUUUUGUAGGACUAAAAACGAAUGUGAUCUGUAUUUUUACAAUUUUGUGUUUUUGCAAUAUUAUGGAUGUCGCAUAGCAUAAUAUUUUAGUGAUAUUAAUAUACAAAAUGUGAUGUGAAUUGUGUUCAUAUUAACUUGUGGUUGUAACAUAAAAAGGUCGCGUAAUAAACAUGGGGUCCAUGCGACCGACGGGUCGUUUCCUCACGUUCGCUAACAAUAUUCAGAGGACACAAAAACAAACUGUACCUAGUGGGUUUCCUCAAAGUCUGUCAGGCAGUGAGACAGAUGUUUCAACGUCAAACGAGAACUUAUCUAGAGAGGAGAGGUAUGUUGUCCGCCACACAGCUCGGGUGGAGCCACAGGGUCAAGAGAACCACAGCCAGACCAACAACAAUAACAACAAUAGGAAUUCACUCAAGGACAGUGUGUCAGGCAGCAACCGCAACUCGUUAAAAGACUCAGUUGGUGGUGGUAACAGCAACCGAAGUUCUUUGGACGUCUCCUCUUCAUCAUACAACACACUCAUCAUACACAACCAGGAUGAUUCCUGGUCGUCACGACCAACACCUAUCCGAGAACACGAACGAACAAGUAGUGAAGUCAAACAUUCAAAUACACAAUCGUCGCCGUACCACACGUUAAAGAAGGAGGGUGUGAAGAAACCCAGCGGCAUCCCCCUGCCAAAGAUGCAUAAGGAGCAGACUGUUACAACAAACGCUAACUACAUCGAUAUCGGUGGACAGAGGAUCUAUACUAGCCCACCGGACCAUGGAGUGCAGGAAAUCACUGAGAUACCAGACGACUUCCUCAACCAGUCCUCAGUAUUGAAACACCUCGCGAAGGAAGUGGCGCAGUCGCCGACGCCGCGCGGCCCCACCCCGCCCGCCUCGCCCCUCUCCCCGCACCCCAAUAGAGCGCCCUCUAAACCAAGGGAGGAGAGGAAGGGCAAGGGCUCAAAAGCUAAACUCAGCAAGGAGAAGCUCAACUUGUCACGAUCACAACCCGAUUUGACUAGCGUGGGUGUGCGCGCGGCGCCGGGCGGCUCGGAGUCCAGCGGCUGGUGCAGUGGCGGCGAGGGCUCGCUGGAGGAGCCUGACGAUGCCUUCGCCGCGGUGCUGGACACGCUGGCGGCGGAGAACCACCAGCUCAAGCGACAGCUGGCUGACGCGUGCGAGCGGGUCGCCAAGACCAAUAAGUUGGAAGAGGAAGUGGAGAAGGUCCGCACGGCGCACGAGGAGCUGGUGGGGUCGUGCGAGCGGCGCGAGCGGCUCGAGUCGGCCGCGCGCGUGCGCCUGCAGGCGGACUGCCGCCGGCUGCACGAGCUCAACAGGGCGCUCAAACAACAGGUGGAGCUGCUGUCGCAAGGCGUGCGCGCGGACAGCGACGGCAACAGCGAGGCGCUGCGCAAGGAGCUGCAGAACAGGGAGAUGCUCAUCGCGCAACUCAUUACACAGAAUAAAGAGUUAGCGUGUGCUAAAGAGCGGCAAGAGAUAGAGAUGGCGGCGCAGCGCGCGACGCUGCAAGAGCAGCGCACGCACAUCGACAUCCUCGACACCGCGCUCACCAACGCGCAGUCCAACGUGGUGCGGCUAGAGGAAGAGUGCCGGCACGCGAGCGGCUACGUGGAGCGCGUGCUCGGCCUGCAGCGCGCGCUGGGCUCGCUGCAGCAGGCGUCCGACCGCCGCGAGCACACCGAGCGCAAGCUGCGCGCGCAGCUCGAGACUGAGCUGCAGGCCUUGAGGAAGCGCGAGUGCGCGUGCGGGGGCGUGUCCAACAGCAUCGGCUGCGCGGGCGGCGAGGCGGAGGAGCUAAAGCGCGCGCUGCGCGAGCGGGACGAGCGGAUCCUGGCGCUGGAGGGCGAGUGCGCCAAGUGGGAGCAGGGCUACCUGGAGGAGGCGGCCCUGCGGCAGGCCGCCGUCUCCGCCGCCUCCAUACCCAAAGACGUGAAGAUCGCGGCGUUGGAGAAAACGUCGGCGGAGUCGGAGCGUCUGAUGGCGGAGGCGCGCAGCGAGAAGAUACGCCACAUGGACGAGCUGCACCUGGCGCAGAAGAAGGUCGCGGACCUCGAGAGCAGAGUAAAAGAGCUGGAGUCGAAGGUAGCGGAACGAGACGCGAUGAUAAAAGUGCUGCAGAAGCACACGAGCGGCGCGCUGCGGAACAACUCGAGCCGGGAGGAGCUCGGUAACCAGUACCUGAGCAACGUGGGCCUGUCGUCGGGCACGUCGUUCUCGAGCGCGGAGGGCGUGGGCGUGGGCGCGGGCGGCGCGGUGGCGGGCCGCUACCGGCACCUCGCGCGCCGCAACUACUCGCCGCACAACGACAACACUAGCGGCUGCGGCUUCGACAGCUCGUCGCUCCGGCUCGAGGAGCAGCUGGCGGCGCUGGAGUCGCGCCUGGAGCGGCCGCCUGUGCCCGCCCGUGGUCUAUGCUGUUUCCCCGGGCUGGGCACGGUGGGCGCGCGCGGCAACGGUCGCGGCGAGGAAGCAUUGCUGUUGGAGCGGCAGGGCCGAGCGUCGCAGCAGACGCGCUCGUCGUCGCUGCCGCCGCCGCCGUCGGCGCUGCCCCGCCCGCCGCGCAAGCCCUCCGCCAGGACCACGAGAUACGAUCGUCUUGAGCACAGAGACGCAAGGAAGGACUCUGACGGAUCUGGCUCGAUAGCGUCGACAGCGUCCCGCAGUUCUCCGCUGCCGUACGACACGGUGACCCAACGCAAGCUGCCGUCAGUGCCCACCUCCGCGUCGCUGCCUGCCGCGGAGUCGCGCGAGUCGCUCGUCCGACCGCGCGACUCCAGUCUACCCUCGCCGUCCAAACUGGCGGUGUACGCCGCCGCGCGACGACGAUCCGCCGAGUCUGCCAAAGACAACAAUAAAAGAGGGCACCAGUAUCGCAUACAGUUUUAGAACCACUGGUCCUGUACCUAAGUUACACGUCAAUUCUCUUUCUACAAUUCUCAUUUUAGGGAUGGCAUUCGUUAUCGAUAGGUCACGUGAUCAACUUAUCAAUGGGACAUGUCAUUGUCAUACAUUUUUGUCGUUCGUUUUAGAGGCGUUUGUGUAAAGAGAGUUGAUGUGCCUUCUCUCGAGCUUUUGACGUGAUUUAACAUUCAUACAAAGCUAUUGUUUGAACCUUAAGAACCUUUUCUUUCUCUCAAGAUCUUGUAGGCCUUUAAUACGUAUACCACGCAUCUCUCUUCUCAUUUUGUCUCUCUCGAGACUUGAGAAAACAAAUAUCGAUCAAUAGCGGUCGAACGUACCUAUAGGUAGCAUCAUGUCUGAUGUGUUUUAACCAUGAACCUAUUAAGUUGGUUUUAACUUACUAGUGGUCUAGGAACUGAGACUGAUCAUUGAAAUAAAUUUCGUUGGUGCUACGAAAAGAGAUACAAAACACAAAAAUAUUGUUUUUAUUUUUGUCUGUUUAUUCAUUUUCGGAACAAAUUUUAUUUUCACAGAUUUAUUUUCCUUAAAAAAUAAAAGUAUUAGAAACUGUAAUAUUUUUUGUAAUUACUAGCUAUAAGAGAAAGGUUUCUGUUUCAAUAUAUAGAGAGAAGUAUUGAAGAAAAAUAACGUACCUAAUACAUGAAAAUAUUAUUUACGGACUUAAAAAAUUGCUCAUUAAAGCUGUCAGAAGUUAAGAUAACAAUUUAUAAACAUGGUAGGCAAAUAGAAAAGGUAAUCUACUUAGGCAAUCAUUCCAAUCCCUAUAGUAGGUAGGUACCUACGUAUAUAUAUUUAGAUUAACAACACAUAGGUACUGGAAAUCGAGUAAACCUAGUAUCAUUGAUCAAACAACCUAGAUUCAAAAUGGGUCUGUUUACCUACUAUUUUGCCUAUAUUAUUGAAACUAAACCAACGACUAGAUGUCUUAACUUGCGUUUUUAUUAAGGGUUGUGUUGUGUUAAAAGUGUUGUGAAUUGAUAGUUUAGUUUUUUUUUUGUUGUAAUUAACUAUUUUUAGUUUAUUUAAGAAUUUAUAAAUUUAUACAUAACUUAGAUAUCAAUUAUGUAAUUUAAAAUGUCACAAUUCACAAAUAAAAAAUAACAUAAUAAAAAUUAAAAUGAAAGUUAAUUAAUUAAUAAAUUCAAUAAUAAAAUUUGAUCCACGAAUUCAUAUUAAAGAGAAAUUUAAAUAAAAAUAUAUAAAUAAAUUAUAUGGAGUAAUAUGUCUAUCCAUGUGAUUUGUUUUUUAAAUUAUUUUUUUAAAUACUUAAUGUCCUGUCUAUUAGGAACCAUCUAGAAGUAAUGGUUGCAUUUGUAUGUAGGUGAAGAAAUAAACCUUUUAGAUCAAAAAUUUAUAAAUCAUUGUAGAACACAUAUAAUCACAUAAAUAAAUAAAUUAUAAAUAGUAUUUAAACUUUAUGAUUAUGGUAUUUGUGUUAAAUAUCUUUUGUUUAAAAUCUAGUAUUGAUUGUAUUCCGUCCGGAUAUGGAUAUGACGUCACAAUAAAUCAUGCUACCUACCUGACUUUGCAACUGUUUACAAGGUUUAUAUUUAAAGUGUUCAGACUGACAUUAAACAUUUCUUCUAUAUUAGAAUUACUGGCGUAACUACACCAUCUGAGACCCGUGGAGUAUUCAUUGUAGGGGUCCCAGAAAUAAUCACACUUUUUUAUGUGUUAUAUUACUUCUGAAUUACAGCUUCAUAAAAAACCGUUAGGGGCGUGUAAUUUUGCCAGACCCUUUAGUUACACCAUUGAAUAUAACAGUGCCUAUAUGUUUUGUCCCCUUGAUUUCUACCCAGUGCUUGUCCCAUUUUUUUUAAAUAAAACCUAUUAAUAAAUAAAUUAUUUUUAUACAUUUCAUGUGAAAUUUGUAACGUAGAGUAUGAUAUCUAGAACUAAUUGUAUAUUAGUUACUAUAUUAUCGUCUCAACAAGUUUCUACAAAUUAUAAGUGGGCACAAAGAUUGCUAAUGGGCAAAUCAUUCAAAUAAUGUAACUUUGUGCCGAAUUCUUAAAAGAAACCUACUUUGGGAACCACUGAAUUAUACUUGACUUAAUUAUUAUUGCAUAUUGGGCUCGAAAAUCGUAUCUUCUAUUUCGGAUCGAAAUUGUUUGUAUGACGAUAAUGUCGGGUAAAUAAGAUUUUGUUUUGGAGCCGGAAUAUAAAUUAAAGCUUACAAUUAAUAACUCAUAUAUUGAUAUCUAUGAAAGUCAAACACUUUGCAAGACAUUAUUGUAAAUUCUGAAUAUUAGUAAAAAGCCUUACCGAAGUAAGUACGUUAUAAGCGUCACACACGUUUGUUAAUUUUUUUUCACUUUCAUCAAAAUUAAUUGUUAAUCAUGGUAAAAAAUCUGUCUCUAGCUUCCUACAUUAUCUAUUCAAUAUUCAAUAUUUGUAAAACGUGUUCUCAAAACUAUCUAGUCUUAUUUUUAUUUAUUUGUAAUUGUAAUUCAUAAAAAUAACCAGAUCUUGUUGAAUAAGAUAUCGGCUUAAAACUUAAAAUGAAUUUAAAAAAGUGUUCUAAAAUAAACUAAGUUUGUAAACUAGGAAUUAUUUUCUAGAUACAUUGAAAACAUUGAAAACAUAGAAAUAUAUAAAUUAAUUUAUGA